GCAUAGAUGGGCGGGUCAGUGGUGCUGGAAGGGAAGUGAGCUUGGAGGAAAACAAUAAACGAAGUCAAAGGUUAUAGAUUUUCCGGAAAAAUUGUAUGACACAAUUGAUAAACUCCCUCCGGUGCUUGAAGACGGAGUUUUGGACAUUUAGGGCACUAUGGAGGCGGUUCCCCGGAUGCCGAUGAUCUGUCUGGAUCUUAAGAAAGCCGGGGACUUUAACAUCAGCCAUUCUGUACGAGAGUUUAUCCACAGCAACUACAGUGAAAGCCCUGAGGACUACAGCGAACCACUGAAACGGUUGGACCAGCUGAGACAGAGUGCAGUGAAUGUGGCCCGGGACUUUGAGGGCUGCAGUCUGCUCAGGAAGUACCUCGGACAGCUCCACUACCUGCAGAGCCGCGUUCCCAUGGCGAAGGGACAGCAGGCCGCCGUGCCCGUCACCUGGACAGAUGUAUUCUUGGGGAAAGCUGUGACUCAUAAUGACAUCAGAUAUGAACAGGCCUGUGUGCUCUACAACCUGGCCGCUCUCCACUCUGCCCUCGGAGCCACAGACAACAGAGUUUCUGAAGAGGGGAUGAAGGUGUCAUGCACUCAUUUCCAGUGUGCUGCUGGCUCAUUCUCCUACCUGAGAGAUCACUACAGCCACAGCUACAGCUCCGACAUGGGCAGCCCCACACUCACCCUUUACAUCAACCUCAUGCUGGGCCAAGCUCAAGAAUGUCUUCUGGAGAAAUCUCUACUGGACAACAGGAAGAGUUUUCUAAUCGCACGCAUCUGUGCUCAGGUAGCUGACUACUAUAAGCAGUGUGUGAAGGCCAUGGAAGUUGCUGAGUCUUCAUCUGGCUUGGGGAAGAGAGAGAAGGAGUGGAGAAAACUCAUCAACAUGAAGAUCAGCUACUUCAGUGCUAUCACACAGUUACACAUGGGGAAACAGGCUGAAGAGCAGCAGAAAUAUGGUGAGACGGUGGCCUAUCUCCAGAAUGCACUGGACAAGCUGAAUGAAGCCAUAAAACUGAGCAAGGGCCAACCAGAGACAGUGCAGGAGGCUCUGAGGUUCAGCAUGGACGUCAUCGGAGGAAAAUUCAAUUCGGCAAAGAAAGACAAUGACUUCAUCUACCAUGAGACUGCGCCUGCAAUGGACACACUGGCUGCAGUCAAAGGAGCCUCCCUGGUGAAGGCGUUGCCCGUGAACCCCACUGACCCCAGUGUGACUGGUCCUGACCUCUUCAACAAACUCGUCCCCAUGGCAGCACACGAGGCCUCCUCUCUCUACAGUGAGGAGAAGGCCAAACUGCUGAGAGAGGUCGUGGCCAAGAUUGAGAGCAAGAACGAGGCGCUGGAGCAGUUCAUGGACUCUCUGUCUCUGGAGUGUGUGACGGACGUGAGUGUGUUUGGGGUGCUGCCCGAGUCCCUGAUGGAGAAGUGUGCUGCGCUCAGCGUCAAAGUCAACGCUGUGCAGAGUCUGGUGAAAGCAAUGCAGGAGUUGGCGGGAGUCAACGCAGAUGUCGAGGAGAAGCUGGGCGAGGUGGGGGAGGUGCUUGAGGAGGAGGCGGCGGCUGAGAAGAGUUUGGGGGAGGUGCUUGGCAACACCCCGCCCCUGCCGAGCCCCGCCCCUCUGGAGGAGGUUCAGAAGGAUUUGCAGCGCUACGAGCAGGCGCACGCCGACGCCACACACACCAACACGGAGCUGCACACACACAUGAGCCAGCACCUGCCCAAUCUACGCCUGCUGCAGGGACCUUUACCGCAGCUCAGAGACAGCCUGCCCGCGCCCACACUCACUGAAGAUGACACAGCUGUUCUGCAGCAGAUGCAAAGGAUCCUGGGGAAAGUGAAUGAAAUGCGCGGGCAACGACUGUCGUUGGAGCAGCAGCUUCGUGACCUCAUCCAUAAAGAUGACAUCACCGGUGUCCUGGUCACCACAGAGCGUGCCCAGAUGAAGGCUGUGUUUGAGGAGCAGUUGCAGAAGUAUUCUCAGCUGCAGGUGUAUAUCCAGCAGAACCUGUCUGCUCAGGAGAACAUCCUGAAAGCCCUGACUGAGUCCAAUGUGCACACUGCUCCAGUGCGCAAACACCUGCAGGACACACACGCAAAGUGGGAACGUACUGUCCGGGGCUUGCUGAUGUCAUCGGAGGCCUACGAGGAUCUCCUGCGGAAGGCGGAGGAGGGGCGGAGCUUCUACCAGGGGCUUCUGGGUAAAUGCUCCGCCCUGCUGCAGAGGGCCAAAGAGCAGAGCCAGGAGCGGGAGCAGGAGAGACUCCGACUGUUAGACAGGGCGGUUGGCAAAGCUCCUUCCAGACCCUCAGCCCCAAAGCCCCUCCCAGACCGAGGCUCCUCCCCCUCCAGCCUUCCAGACCCCCGACUCCACGCCGCCCCUCUCCCAAACCCCUCCCUCCUCCCUGGGGGCAUUUCUGGACCCCUCUCCUGGCCCCCCGGGGCACCACCUGCCCCUCUGGAUGUCCAGAUGGGGCGGCAGCCUUUCUCCUGCCCCCCUCGUAUGCCCCAAACCCACCCAGCAACCCCCCAGCCACCAGGGGGAGCACCCCACAGUCAGCCGCCGGCUGGCAGCCAGCCAAAUGUCAUGCAGACGCCUUCGUUUGGAUACGUCCCGUCUCCAUGGCAACAGGUUCCGGGCACCCUCUCUCAACAUCCCAUGAUGCCUGGGGGCUACAUGCCCUCGCCUCAGAUGGGGCAAAAUAACCCCAGACCAGGCCAGAUGCCCCCUCCUCAUCUCACCCCUCAGUACCCUGGCCCCCCAGAGGUCACCCAGGCCCCCCAGAGGUCACCAUAUGGGUUCUUCUGCCCCUCCCAUGCCCCUCGGCCCCCCUUACCAGCAGUAUUUCCCCCCUCACACUGCUGGUAUGCCCACCCCUCCUGUCAGGGCAUCUUUUCCAGGGCACACAGGACUCCCUGGCUACCCUGGCAUGCCUUUACAGCAGCCAGCGCAGAGCCUUGCCAACCCGCCGGCCCGUCACCCUUACCAGCCUGCCAUGCCAGGCCAGAACCAGGCACCCCAGGGUGUACCGCAGCACCAGGGCAUGACUACAGCCCCACACAGAAUGCCCAUGCCCAUGCCCGGGCAAACUCCGGGGCCUGUCUACUCUCCUCAAGCCCAGCAUGGGGUGGGCUACCUGCCCCCCUCUGCCCAAAACUACCCCCAGAUGCCUUUCGGGUACCCGGCUUCGCAGCAGAGAAUGCCCCUUCCAGCAGGUGGUGUGCCAGUCCAGGGUGGCAUGCCCUUGUAUGCCCCUCAGCCCCUCAUGCAUCCACAACCCCACCCAAACCUAAUGCCCCACCCCAACCACCCCCCUAUGUCCGCCCACGCACCACCCCCCGACCUCCAGCAGCCUCUGGUCCCUCAGCAGGUCAGCACUCCAUCGUCCGGGAUGGCCGUUACCACGGCAACCGGUCCCCCAGGGUCCGUGCCCAUCACCCCUCUCCCUCCUGCGUCCGCUAAUAGUGUAGCUCAGUUUCAGCCUCCUGGCUCUAUGGAGGGCCGGGGGACCACGGCUGCUUCUGUGCCCGACAUCGGAGCAUCACAGCUGGGCAUGCCGUCUGUGGAGGGGUCCCUAGCUGGAGUAGAUCCACUACAGGCCAGAUUGGAGAGGCUCAACCUACAGCCACCAGAGGGAGCACUUCCACAGCAGGGAGAGUUUGCUGCCUCUGCCAAUCAACUCUCUCAACCAAUCAAUGGACCACCUCACUCUCUCCACCAGAUGGAACCGAAGUACGGCGUUGCAGAGCCCGCCCCCAGUGAAACAGGAAGUAAAGAAGCCAACGGAGUCACCAAACACAGCGACCUCCUGAGUGACCUGGACCCUCUGUGGAAUUUCCAGAAGAUCUGAACUGAACACACACACACACACACACACACACACACACACACACACACACACACACACACACACACACACUACCGUCCCACACUAAAUAUCAUAUCCUAUAUCUUAUCCGUUGGCACACACUACACUUACACUGGCUCGUCAUUCCCAGGACCCUCUAGUGAUCAUUAUUAUGUGUGCAUACAUCUCACCUCUCUCCCUCUCUCUUUCGCCUUUCCCCUCAUUCCCUCCCUCUCUCUCACUCUCUCUCCUUCCCUCUUUUCUCUCGCACUCCCUUGAUGGAACCUUUAAGCUGAACACAAUUCACUGUUACUGGACGUAUGAAAAAUAAAGUUACAUAUUCAUGUCAUCAUUUAUCGCCAUAGACACACUACGACUAUGAGUCUCUCUGCGUGUUUUUGUCUGUUGUUCCAUUUGAGUCAUGGAAUCAAUGUGUAUUCUGUAUGUUGUAAUCACAGACCUUACUCUUGCAGACACACACACACACACACACACACACACACACACACACACACACACAAACAAUUUUCAGCGUUCGCUUGUUUCUGUUCUAUGUAGUCAUGUACAUAUACUUUUUUCAAAGCAUUAAACUGGCAUUUAAGCAUUUA
Clupea harengus (Atlantic herring) is the source of this 4450-nucleotide messenger RNA. RefSeq names its product protein tyrosine phosphatase, non-receptor type 23, b (gene ptpn23b). Gene Ontology annotation, biological process: protein transport to vacuole involved in ubiquitin-dependent protein catabolic process via the multivesicular body sorting pathway; early endosome to late endosome transport; endocytic recycling. Gene Ontology annotation, molecular function: protein binding. The record is from RefSeq and is a predicted model, not a curated record. Gene Ontology annotation, cellular component: endosome. NCBI's taxonomy places the organism in Eukaryota, Metazoa, Chordata, Actinopteri, Clupeiformes, Clupeidae.